AUGUCGUCGAACUAUGAUGAAUUAUGGUUAAAAACAGUCAAUGAAGGUAUUGAAGAUCGCGUUGAAGUCAAUCAACGCAUGUUAAUCGAUAAAAUGUUAGCUCGUUACUCAUCUGAUUUCGUUGUGUACCGUGAAUUAAUUCAAAAUUCUGAUGAUGCUCAAUCUACAUCAUUCACACUUGAAAUAACCUGUGAUCCGACAAGUGCUACUGAAUCGUAUGAAUCUGCUAGUAAAGAUGAUUCAUUCAAUUACUUAUUGGGAGGUGUUGGGCAAUUUCUUAAAACUCCAUGGACUUGGACUGCGACUACAGAGAAAACCGAUGAUUCUUUUACCGAUAUUUCGCCUCCGACGGCUGCUAGCCCACCGGAGAACGAUUUUCAUAAUUGUUUGAUAACAGAAAUUCGUACCAUCAACAAUGGGAAUGUUUUCACUGAGGACGAUUGGAAACGUGUGAUCACGAUCGCUGAAGGCAAUACAAACGUGGACGCAAUUGGGCAAUUCGGUGUCGGAUUCUUUUCUGUCUUCUCAUAUUCCGAACGACCGAUGAUACAAUCGGGUAAACAUCGUUUAGCUUUCGUUUGGCAAAAUGGAAAAUCGUUGACAACUUUUAGAAAAGAAUUACCUUCCGAAGAGCAAUCCGCAUCCACAUCGGUUAUACUCAGUAUGAAGAAUAAAUAUAUUCUACAAACGAAAGCGCCCAUACCAGAGAAUUCGAGUACAAAUAGCAACACUCGUAAGAAGGGGAAGAGAGGUAGGAACCGACCAGCAAAAUCCACAACGAAUACUGCAACCAAUGAAAUUGUUCCAACCAUGGAUUUACCGCAACUAAAAGCAUAUUUUACCAAAGUUCUCUCCUUUACGAAGCACAUCAAUGAAUUAAUUAUCAAAAUCAAUGGUCUCGUCGUUUUUCAAGUCAACAAAACGGCAAAAAUAUCACAAUCAACAAAACUCUCUUCAGUUGCGAAGCGAAUGAAUGCCAGUAAUGAAAACAAUCUCCUUCGUUUUAAGUCAUUUGUCCAAACUGAGCAAACGUUCACCAUCCAGCAUGGCCCAUCGAUUACACUCAAUCAUAUUGAUGUCGAAGCACAAGUUAUUGGUGACAAAGAGUUUCAUCAACAAAUUGAACGAGUUCUCAAGAAGAGUUUACCAAAGACGAUACACAUUGAAUUUCUAUUCCCAUCGAAUAACAUAUUUCAAGAAGAACAGUGGCAAGUCCUGACUAAUGACAAUGCGAAUACUUUCCUAUUGAAAGGUUUGAUUCCAUUGAAAUUGAUCAAUGGACAAAUCAAUCCUGCAGGACAGAUUUUCAUCGGUCUGGCUACACACCAAACGACAGGAAUCGGUAUGCAUGUCUUCAGUCAUUUAAUUCCAACGAUCGAACGGGAAAAUAUCGACUUACAAGAUCCGUAUAUAUCUAUUUGGAACGAUCAAUUGUUGAUUUCUAUCGGACAAAUUGUUCGAUUUAUUUACGACCAAACAAUGGCUGAUGCGGUCGAACAAGCCACCGAUCAGACACAUGAUCAUUUCGACGCUAUCCUAUCUCCGUAUGCUUUUCAAGAGUCAUCUCCGAAUAAAGAAAUUGGUCGUAUUUUGGUUGAUGGAUUCUUCUCGUCAGAUAAAGAAAUUCUCGUUCCUGUGCGACGCUCUCCGACAGAUACUCAUCUCGUUCUUGUUCCAUCGACAGAAGCGUUUUUGACUAAGUCAAAACAUAUCGAGACGUUUUUAUCCGUACCGAUAGUGCCCUAUGAAAUAAGCAAACAUGAUUUUUUCAAGAUCUUGAAACAGCGUCAAUGGAUUGAAGAAAUCGACAACGACACAAUCACAAAGAAAAUUCAUGAAACGAUUCUUUUAGUCGACGAAUUUAUCGGUCUACUCCGUUGGUUGUGCACCAAUGAUAUUUACAAUAAAUCCUUUAUCAAAGAAAUCCUCUCGAAAAUACGUUUUCGUCACACACGUCAAUCACCGAUUAUCAAACUGACUAAAAUCCAGUACUUUGAUACAUUCAAUCUCCCCUCGCUUCCACUUCCAUCCGAUGUAUUACCUUCAGAUGUUGUUUCUCAUCUAGCUCGAGACGAUCUACAAAGACGUUUAUCAUUAAGUCCAGUUUCGAUUAAGCAUCUCGUAGAAUUCUACCUUGACGACAAUCAACAUUAUCUGUUCUUGCAAGACAAUACAUCCAAGGUUCUUCUCAGUUUUAUUUCUCACCAUUGGAAUAAAUUUAACGAGACUGAGUCGACUCGCAUCAAAACAACACUAUCGAACAUCAAAUGUAUUCCAACUACUCAAGGUAUGAAAUCACCGAAUGAAUCGUAUAUUCCAUCGGCAAGCCUGUCAUCUAAUCUUCCUAUAAUUACGCUUUACAUACCACAAAUUGUAUCGAAUAAGAAUGAAACUGAGUCGAAGGAAUAUCCUGUUUCCAUUGAACUUGUGAAAUCUAUCGGAUGUCGAACGAUUCAUAUCCCAACACUAUCAAACAACGGCCAACAUACUUCCAAAGAUAGUCUCGCAUCGGAUGAUUCGCAAACUGUACAAGCGUUCGUUCAGUAUCUGGUACAACAACGAAAAAAUCUUAGCGAGAAUGAUCUGCGAGCAUUGAAACACAAUCACUGUAUUACAGGAACCACAUUAGAAUCCAAUGGUGAAUUGAAACGUAGAUAUAUUCCAAGUGAACUUCAUUUUCCGUAUGUUGCCCAAUGUCUUCAAUGGAACAAUUUACUCAUUGUCGAUUGGCCAGAUAUUGAACCACGUUCUGGAGAAUAUGCGUUUCUUAAAGAAUUGGGUGUUAGAGAAGUACCCGACCUACACAAACUACUUGCUCAUAUUGAUCAAGAACAUCACAAAGGAUUGAAGAGCAGAGAUCAAUAUAAACUACCCAACGCACUUGUUUUCUUUGCGGAGAAUUUUCAACAGUAUUAUUCGAAAAUAUGGAUAAGUGCUAACAACAAAGUUGCUUUUCUUCCAUCAUCUCCUCCCGAUCUCGAUGCUUCCACCGAUGUGAUCUUAACAACNCUACCCAACGCACUUGUUUUCUUUGCGGAGAAUUUUCAACAGUAUUAUUCGAAACUAUGGAGAAGUGCUAACAACAAAGUUGCUUUUCUUCCAUCAUCUCCUCCCGAUCUCGAUGCUUCCACCGAUGUGAUCUUAGCAACACCGGACGUUGUUUUCAAAGAACCUGGUCCGUUGUGUCCAUCUCUUCUUCCAGAAGUGCUUCGGUGUUUUCAACAUCAUUUUGACAUCGGCUUACUCGGUGUGAAGUAUCGUCCUUCUUUACCGGUUGCCUUCGAUAUUCUCAUGGGAAAGCGAAAUCAAUUAUUAAUAGAUGAAACGGCGCCGAAGUAUUUUUCUUAUCUAAAUAAACUGGACGGUCUCAAUCGACUAUUUAUUCAAAAAGUGUCGACCAUAGCUUUCAUUCCUCUACCAGGAACCAAGACCUAUGUCAAACCAUCUCAAAUCUUCAUCCGUUCUCGUGAUUCAACGAGCAGUAGUGCACCAGCAGGCACACAUGUCAAUAUAAUCGAUGAUAUCGCCACACAUGGCCUAAUCGAUUACGUAGAUUAUGGUUAUGAAGCCAAUUCGUUUCUGCUCGGCAUUGGUGUGGUUUCGUAUCCUUCAGCAGAAGUUUUAGCUGAACUAUUAAUUGAACGGCAAGCAGACUACUUUAGUCCCAGUGCACAAAAUAGUAAUGAAGUUCUCGCCAGGAAACUACGCGUCUACAUCAAUUGCUUAAAACAGCUCGCGGCAGUGUCACAUGUUGCACGGCAAUUCACAGUGGAUCCACUACGAAGUCGUUUGAUCAACAAACCUUGGUGUUUAGGUUAUCAAAUUAUCGACCGACCGGAUGGAAGUAAAGAUCGAAUAUUUAAAAUAGCCAAACCCGGUGACAUCUAUUUGGAUGAUGAUCAUCAAUCUGCUAUUGAUUUGCGACCAUUGUGCGCGCCGGAUGAACCUGAAUUAACGAAAUUGUAUGAACAGUUUGGAGCAAAUUGGAUUUCUGAAUCAGUGAAAAGAACUUUAGUGCAUCGCGGCAAAUUCGUCGGUACAGAUCGAAGCAAAAAACUGUACGAUUUAAUUCAUCAUCGUUUAGAUAUGUUAUUUGUGAAUAAUAGGGGAGAACAAAUGGAAGGUAUCGAUGCGAAGCGCAUUGAAUUAUUACGAACAAAAUUCCAUGUGUAUGAAUCGGAAGGGAUUCAGUGUCAGUUAACUUUCGACAAUCGAACUACUACAUUGAAUUCGACAGAAUGUAGUACUUGCGCAUUGGAGCAUGAUAAAAAUAAAGUGGCUUUGUAUAUACAGAAAGAUAUUCCUGUUUUGGAUUAUAUCGACAUAGCUACAGAACUGACAAGAUAUGUUUAUAAGAAACCGCUGGAUGCGUUAGUGCAUUCGAUUAGUGAUAAAUUGGCAUCUUCGUUAGAAACGCUCAAACGUCGUGGUAUUCCAGUCGAUCGUCUGUUGAAAACUCAAGAACAGCAACCUUUUAAACUGUCUUUAAAUGUUGAGCAAAGCACAUUAGAAGAGAAAGUCUCGGCACGAGCAUCAACUACCACGAACGCGUCCGUCAGAGAACAAAAACCAUUGGAGACGUCGUUCGAACAUCAUCACCAUAAACAAGUACAGCCUGAUGAUGAUACUCAAUCAUCACGCAGUUUUCUUCAAAGUUUGAAAAGUUAUUUCGUUUCUCCUUCGACGGAGCCAACGAAUUCACAAGAGAAUCGCACUAGUCGAGUCGAACGCGACCGUGUUGCACAUUUCGGACGAUAUAAAUUUGACGACGAUACUGACAUCAACAAAAUGAUUCGAACGAGCAGUUCAUACAGUCAAAGAACUUACAAUCAACCGGAAUUUUCCCGCAAUGAAAUCAAUAACUCAUGCGAAUUUAUUCCCUCGACAAAUAUGAUUCGUCAUGAACAUCUUUUCAACGGCAUUGCGCUUUAUCUUGAUGUCGAUGUGAUACUAACUGAUCUUAUGCUUGAACAAAGUAAACACCUGUCUUACCUACUUUCCAGUCUUGCCAAACAAGUAUUUCGCAUUCCGGUGGAGACGAUGCAUCUAUUCCGAGAUGUUGAUACUCGAAUUGCUUUUAACAGUGAUGGUGCAUUAUUCUUCAAUCUUCGUUAUUUCGAACAGGUCUUUUGGGAUGACUUGAAAACAGUCUUACCUUCUGCAUCAUCGUCCUCUGUGAUAGUUCGUACUAUAGUUAAUUUUUAUUUUAUGGUCACAUGUCAUGAAAUAUCGCAUAACAUUGAUUCUAAUCAUGAUUUGAAUUUUAUCAAUCGGUUGGAGAGAGUGUCUGUACGAUUUAUGGAUGCCAAAGAAACAUUUGCUUCCAAGUUUUCUUUUCAAUAA
Molecule: messenger RNA, 5343 nt
Organism: Adineta ricciae
Lineage: Eukaryota; Metazoa; Rotifera; Eurotatoria; Adinetida; Adinetidae
Source: the annotation of a GenBank genome assembly